Messenger RNA from Epinephelus lanceolatus (giant grouper), 1526 nucleotides. RefSeq names its product complement C1q-like protein 2. NCBI's taxonomy places the organism in Eukaryota, Metazoa, Chordata, Actinopteri, Perciformes, Serranidae. The record is from RefSeq and is a predicted model, not a curated record. Gene Ontology annotation, molecular function: protein binding.
UGCACAUGUUUCUGACAGAUAUUUCUGCUAAUGAUUGAUCAGCAUAAGACACUAUUUAAGGCUGGGAUGAAGACAGAAACUACAGAGUAGAAGUGUACAGACUGCCACUUUGAGAAUGGAGAUGACACUGUGUUUUCCACUGUUGCUGCUGAUCUGCUCUCUCUCCACGGCUCAGCAUCAGACAGAGUCUGACAAUGAAAUUAUUCCACGUGGAAAGCAAGCUGAAUCCCAGGGAAGAGAAGCAACAAAUGUCUCUGACCGCCAACAAACCUGCACUCAAGACAUCCAUGCUGUGCUGAGAGAGAUGAGCGCCUUGUUGGCUGAACAGAGGGUGGAGAUGAGGCACUUACAGAGAGAGAAUGAAGCACAAAAAGCUAAGCUGAAAGAACUGGAGCUACAGAAGACUGAGGUGGAGAGGCUGAAGACUGAGUCGGAGAGGCAGAAGCAACAACUUCAAGCACAAGCAGCAGAGCUGAUCACCGUGAAAGCCAGGUCAAAUGUCACAGAACACCAGGUGGAGGCUCUGAUGAGAGAUGGAGAAGUCAAACAGGUGGCUUUCUCAGCCUCUCUGUUGGCUUCAGGGUCAGGAGAUGUUGGACCAUUCAACACACACACUCCUCUGGUCUUCAGAUAUGUCCUCACUAACAUUGGAAAUGCCUACAACCCAAACACAGGUUUUUUCAUUGCACCAGUGAGAGGAGCCUACCACUUUGAGUUCUACAUAGGUGCACAUGGACAUGCUUCACAUGGUUCAGGCGCAAUGUUGGUCAAGAACGGAGGACAUACUUUUCUUGCAUAUGAGCAUCAGCCGUCCCAUUUUGCAAAAUCUUCUAAUGGUGCCACGCUGCUUCUAGAGGUCGGAGAUGUUGUGUUUUUGCGUCUGUGGGCUCACACAAAAAUAUUUGACGAUGUAAAUCACCACAGCACCUUCAGUGGUCAUCUGCUUUUCACCAUGUGAAACAGUCCUUUCUGUAGCUACAUGAUAGCUGUGCACACACUGCAGCAGUUUAUCAGUACAUGUUGAUAAUGAUUAUGUGAAUAUUUAAUGUUUUGGAGCCACACUUUCAGCAGUUUCAAAGUAAAUAUUAUUACAAUCUUAAUCUCUCACAUUUGAGUAAAGCUGCUAGACGCACUGCCGAAACAUAUAAACUGUGCUUUGUAUGCAAAAUGAUUAAUUAUUAAACUCAGCAGUUAAAUGUGAUUGAAAGUGGCUCUGUGGUACUCAUUAAUAAGAUUAUGGUGACCAUAUUAUUUAAAACAUACUGUACAGUUGCUGUAUUUUGAUCUCUGCCUGGAUCACUAUAAUGUUCCUGUAAUAUUUCUUUCUGCCUCUUCAUUCAAAUAUUAAACUGCUGUUGUUCUGGUCCACGCCAAGGUUUCCUGUAGAGAGUAAAAUGUUCUUGAAUGUAACACUCAGGUUGUGAUUAUUUUAUCUUUAACUGUUCCUCUGUGAUCUUUAUAGAGUUUAAUACUUAAUGUAAUAUUUACAAUGGCUAUAUGGCAAAUAAAGAGUACAAGUAUUGUGA